This is a messenger RNA of Peniophora sp. CBMAI 1063, 1080 nucleotides long. The record is from the annotation of a GenBank genome assembly. NCBI's taxonomy places the organism in Eukaryota, Fungi, Basidiomycota, Agaricomycetes, Russulales, Peniophoraceae.
AUGCUGCGGCUGGCUGUUGUUCAGCUAGCACCGGUGCACGGCGAUGUACAGCGCAACAUAGCACGGGCGAAUCAAUUGCUUGAGAACGCUGGGGUAGGCAAGAAUGGUCAUACUGUCGACGCAGUGUUCUUCCCUGAGAUGGCCUUCACUGGAUACGUCUUUGACACCCCGGAAGAUGUUGUUCCUCUGCUUGAAGAUGUUACAACGUCCUCACCGCUCGCCCUGGAGACUGCACCGCCUAAACCAGCCGAUCCGGAGGCCAACAAGCCCGGUCCAACCAUCUUGUUCUUGUCAGCGUUAGCGCGCACACUCGAUGCACAUGUCUUUGCCGGUGCUCCUAUCGCUCUACACAGUACGGAGACGCGCGCAGAUGGGAUUCUUCCAGGUGAUGCGGCGUAUUCGCAUGAUAUCGGAAGUCGGGACGAAGAUCUGUAUGGCAGAGGUCGAGAGCGCCGGGAGCUCGGUGCGAAUGCUGCGCUAGUCUUUCGUGCGGGGGAUGGUGCUCUUGCAGCGUGCGCGCGAAAGACGAACCUCUUCCGGUCGGACGUCGGAUGGGCCAAGCCAGGUACAUCAUUCACUACAUUCAACCUCCCCAAACUGGGACGUACCUGUGUCGCCAUCUGCAUGGACCUCAAUCCGUUCCCCGCUCCAGACGAUGAUCCCGAGAUAUUCGAACUAGCGGAUCACUGUAUAGCGACCCGUGCGCGCGUGCUAGUGCUGAUCAACGCGUGGUUACGCUCGUCCUCCGAAGCAGACGGCGGGGACGCUGGGACUGAAGGCGAGGAUUGGGACACCAUCCGCUACUGGGCACAUCGCCUGCGUCCGCUAUAUAUGGGCGGAUCCGCUGCAGACGGCGAGCCAAGUGAGGUACUCGUAGUGGUGUGCAAUCGUGUGGGUAGCGAGGGCGGUUUGACAUUUGCGGGCAGUAGCGCCCUACUCAGAUGCGUUCGAGGAAGCGGGCGUGCGCAACUGCUAGACGCCAUGGAUGGCCUUGAAGGCGUGGCGGUCUGGGACAGAGCUCUUCGUAGUAUUCGGGCGUUGGAGCGUAACGAAGUGGCACGCCUCAAUGACCAGAAGUAG